ACACACGAACAGAGUCACACUUUAAACCCAAACACACACAAUCACUUUCUCUCUCCUACUUUCCCUCACUUUCUCUCUCUUUCUUUUGCUGGAAAAUUUCUCAGACGAGAAGGGGACAGCUGCGUCAGAGCCACACCGAUCAGAGAGAGCAAGGAAGGAGAGUCGCUCAUUGAGAUUUGCGCUACGAGAGAAAACAAGAAAGAAAAUUUAUUUAUUUAAAAAAAGAAAAAAAAAAGAAAAAAAAAAGAAAAAAGAAAGAUCUCCAGCGGAUCAGGGUGAUUUAAAGCAAAGGCGGCGAGAAUUUAUGAUGAGCUUUUUAGAGAGAGAAAAAAACGAGAGAGAGAAACAGAAGACUUGAAUUGCAUUUACUCUCCCUCCCUCCCUCCCUCUUUGACGCCAAUUUUCUAUCUCUCCAAACAGUAUGUCCAUUUCUUUCUCUCUUCAUCAUUUUCUCUCUCUAAAAUUGUAAAAAAAGUUUUCGUUUUCAUUUUUUAAUAAUUUUCCCGGGCUAAGAGGGUGGGGGAGUGAAUGAUGAUUUGGCUGGCUAAAAGAGCGUCAUCAAUGUUAUCAUAAAGGCUCGAAAUUGAUGCGAAGAACGUGAAUAUCGAGACGGCGAUAUAAGGGCAAAGCAAGCAGGCAAGCAAAGGCAGGGAUUGUCUGGAGUCCAGAAUUCAUCAAUGUUCACUACUGUGAUGGUCCGGUGGUUGCGUGUUUUUUGAGAGCGGGAUUUGCAGAGCCUCAUUGAAGAAUCGCCAUUUAUGGUCUCGGUUUUUGGUUUCUCUCUGUCUGGUUGAGGUUUAAGGGGACAGAGCAAGAGACGAAGAAGCCGCUGAAUCCCGCCGUUUUGGGGGCGAAAACGCCGGUACUCGCUGCGGUUUCAGAGCCAAAAAAAAAAAGGAAAAAAAAAAACGUUUGCUCUCUGUAGUACCUGUCUGAAGGUUUCUUCUUCUGUAAUUUCUUGUGUUCUUCUCAGAGGUAUAAAAAAUGAAGUUCAUGAAGUUGGGGUCCAAACCUGAUGCUUUCCAAGCUGACGGAAAAUCUGUCAGGUACGUUUCAUCUGAUUUGGCAACAGAUGUCACCAUAAAUGUUGGUGAAGUCAAGUUUCACCUUCACAAGUUCCCUCUCUUGUCCAAGAGCAGUCGGUUGCAAAAACUAGUGUUGAAAGCCAGUGAAGAGAAUUAUGAAGAAAUUCAUAUGGCUGAUUUCCCUGGUGGACCAAAAGCAUUUGAAAUUUGUGCAAAAUUUUGUUAUGGCAUGACUGUUACCCUCAAUGCUUAUAAUGUCGUGGCUGCUCGAUGCGCAGCUGAGUGUCUAGAGAUGACUGAGGACAUUGAUCGAGGUAACUUGAUAUUCAAAAUCGAGGUGUUUCUCAACUCAAGCAUCUUACGUAGCUGGAAAGAUUCCAUUAUUGUUCUGCAAACCACAAAAUCCCUUUUACCGUGGUCAGAGGAUCUGAAGAUUGUGGGAAGAUGCAUUGAUUCCAUAGCGUCCAAAACAUCUUGGGAACCGGCUAACAUCACCUGGUCCUACACGUUUAACCGGAAAUUAGCAGAGCCCGACAGGAUUGUGGAAGACGGUAUGAAGUUUAGAGAAAAAACAGAAUCCGUUCCAAUGGAUUGGUGGGUUGAGGACAUAUGUGAACUGGAUAUUGAUCUCUACAAAAGAGUCAUGAUUGCCGUGAAGUCUAAGGGUAGAAUGAAUGGUGCUGUCAUUGGGGAGGCACUGAAAACAUAUGCAGUAAGAUGGCUGCCAGAUUCCAUUGAUGCAUUAGUUUCUGAGGCUCAUUCCAGGAGGAACAAAUCUCUUGUAGAAACAAUAAUUUGCUUAUUACCAUCCGACAAAUGUAUGGGUUGUUCAUGUAGUUUCUUGCUGAAACUAUUAAAAGUUGCUAUUUUGGUCGGAGCAGACGAGAUGUUGAGGGAAGAUUUGAUUAGUAGGAUUGGCUUAAAGUUGCAUGAAGCUUGCGUUAACGAUUUAUUGAUCCCAGCAAGGUCUCCCCAGAUUACCACGUAUGAUGUUGAGUUGGUUCAAACCAUUGUCAACCAAUUCACAAUGCACGAAAAAAAGCGCAGUCGGGGUUUGGAUGCCCUUGAGAAGAAUGAGAAGGGCAGUGAUGAUUUUAUCUUAGGGAGCGGUUCCUUAUUGAAUGUUGGUAGACUGAUUGAUGGGUAUCUUGCAGAAAUAGCACGGGACCCAAAUCUUACCCUCUCCAGUUUUGUAGACUUGUCAAAGUCGAUUCCUGAAUCAGCAAGGCCUAUUCACGACGGAUUAUACAAAGCCAUUGACAUUUACUUGAAGGAGCACCCAAUCUUGACAAAAGCUGACAGGAAGAAAAUCUGCGGACUAAUGGAUGUUAAGAAGUUGACAAUAAACGCGUCAAUGCACGCUGCCCAAAAUGACCGGCUUCCACUUCGAGUGGUGGUGCAAGUUCUCUUCUUUGAGCAGGUCAGGGCUUCUGCCGCACGACCUGCUAACAAUCAUCACCCCCAUGAUGCCUCCCGUUCCUCUACACUGAAUACACAGUCCGAAGAAGAAUGUCAGAAGCCUGUAGCUGCAGCAGAAAAAUGCAACUCCCUCAAGAAUGCGAUGAGCCGGAUGAAGCUAAAUGAGGAGGUCCACAGGAAUGGAAAACUGGCCAAGAAGAGCAGCAAAAACAGCAGGAGUGGUGUGCAACUAUUGCCUUCUCGGUCAAGACGAAUAUUCGACAAACUAUGGGCUGUUGGCAAGGGACAUGGUGAGAAUAGGAGCUCUGAGACCUCUGUGAGUUCUCAGAGUCCAACCUCUUUGGCUCCAGGGGAUACAAAGUCCUCUGGUUCAUCUUCAAGACAGAGGAGGCAUUCCAUCUCGUAGAAAAGUGGGGGUAUUUUGGGGUUCUAAUAAGAAGAGAACUGGCCAAGGAAAAAUGAUAAGCCAAGUGUAGAAAAGAAAAAAAAAAAAAAGUGGUGGGAUUUUGUUGUUUAGCUAAUGGUGAAUUCACUUUUCUAUCUACAAAAUUGCUGCUAUAUAGGAGGGCUUUACAUGGUAAAUAUUGAAUCAGUUCAUUUUGGUGUGGCUUGUCUAACCUCAUCAGUCUGUCUGUCCAAUUGUAAUAUUAUUAUCUUCUGUAUUUCAUUAUUUAUCUACCAGCUAGUUCAUUGUAGCAGAGAACUGAAGAUGAGUACAUUGUUUCUAACUGCGACUCUGAUACUGAUAUGCACACUGGGCUCUUUGGCUACAAGAUCCGCCGCUUUUGGUUCUGGGGGUAAUCAAUUUCAGUGACACUAACUCUCUUUUUGGUAAUUUGGUAAUGGAUUUGGUGGAGGUUAGGAGAUAAUAGAUGGCUGGAGAAAAAAAAAAGAAGUAAAAAUUAAGCAACUGUCUUGUGUUUGUAAGGGGAAAAAUAAAUUGCACUACUUGUAAGUUGUAUGAGUGAAAUUGACAUAGAUGGGUUACAGCACCUAUUUCACUCCAAAAUAUAAAAGAAAAAAAAUGAGCAUUUUGGUCUUUAGAGGUCCAAAUGUAUCAAUUAUAUCCGAAUAAAUUACCAGUACAAUCAUUCUUUUUGUUUUUGCAUG
Molecule: messenger RNA, 3554 nt
Organism: Morus notabilis
Lineage: Eukaryota; Viridiplantae; Streptophyta; Magnoliopsida; Rosales; Moraceae
Product: BTB/POZ domain-containing protein NPY1
Exons: 4
Coding region: 985-2850 (621 amino acids)
Molecular function (GO): protein binding
Source: RefSeq, a predicted model, not a curated record